Spirodela intermedia is the source of this 5150-nucleotide messenger RNA. Lineage: Eukaryota; Viridiplantae; Streptophyta; Magnoliopsida; Alismatales; Araceae. The record is from the annotation of a GenBank genome assembly.
AUGUCGGACUCGGGGGUGGCCUUGCCGGUGUAGCCGUACUCGGGGGCGAGGUACCCGAUGGUGCCGGCGAGGACGGUGGUGGAGGUGGUCCGGUCUGUUCCCUGGGCUAGGCGGGCCAAGCCGAAGUCGCCGAGGUGGGCCUCGAAGUCGGCAUCGAGGAGGACGUUGUUGGGCUUGACAUCGCGGUGGACGACGGUGCCGCCGCACUCCUCGUGGAGGUAGAGGAGGGCGGAGGCGAGGCCGAGGAGUAUGCGGUGGCGAGUGGGCCAGUCGAGGGUUCCGGCGGUAAUGUGGCGGUCGAGGCUUCCGUUGGGCAUGAACUCGUAGACGAGUUAGGAGGCUCUUGCCGCUGUGGCACCACCCCUGAAGCUGCACGAUGUUCUUGUGACGUAGACGCCCGAUAGUGCAUAUCUCCGCAAAGUACUCCCUCUCGCCUGAUGAAUAUAAGACAAUGGUGCGAUCAAAAAGUGGUAAAACGUAAUACACUGCCGGCAAGUGAGUUUAGUGUACGGGUAAACUCAUUUGUUAUCUGGUUGAUGCUGUUACAUCGGUAUGGACGAGGUAAAGUCUUACCAGCUCACGCGCAUUCCUAAUUAGUUGUCAGAACUAAGCUGCCAAAUCAGAGCAUAUCACAUUUUUAAGACUACUCACAUGUGCAGAGGUAAAGUUAUUCUUGAUCAUGGCAAACCUUGUUUGGAGGUGGCGGAGAUUCUUUUGACAGCAACUACUGAAGGUGGAUUAGAAAAGUUCCCCCUGUAGACACUGCCAAACCCACCCUUACCGAGUAAGUUGGCACUGCUGAAACGCCUUGUGGCCGUCGAGAGCUUGUCGUACGUGUACACCUUGGGCGCAUUCGCUGCGUUCCUCAAUCACCUCCUCCACUUCCUCACCCCGAGCAGGAUCAGCAGCCCUAGUAAGAUAACACCGAAAGGGAUCGACAGGAUGAUGGCGAGAAUGGUGCCAACUCUAUGCUUCGAGUCCGGCAGUGGGGUUGACGAGAAGUUCCAGCUGAGAACCCGGAUGCUCUCGCUGGCGUCAAGCGAGGGACCCGAGGCCGCGGUGAAACCCACGUAGAUGGGAUCUAUCUUGGCGAUGACGAUAGAGAAGUUGAGGACGCUCUUGAGGGGUUCCUGGCCGGCGUACCCCGCGGAGACCUCCAGUUUCUUCGUCCACCCGUCGUAAUUCACCCUGUAAGUCACUGGUAUUUCCCUGUUCAGGUCGACGUUGGCUUUGCUAGGAGGCGCAGUGAUGUUAGAGACGAUGCUAGCGAUGUCAACACCGACGUGAUAUUCCUGGAUUUCGUAUUCGUUCGGUACGGUGUCGAUCUCCACGGCCAGCUGCCCCGUCGUGUUCCAUGCUAAGUAGGUAACGUCAUUAGUCCAAGACCAAAAUAUCCAGAACUUAAAAUUAUCAGUCAGAGACUUUCAAAUAUUCAAGAUAAUUAGAUAUUAUAGCUUCAAGGCUUUACGAACAGCAUCGCCUCUUUUACGCCAUCGACUAUGUGCCCGCAUCAAUGAGAAGACUACCCAAGUGAGGAGAGGAGCUUCGGUUUCUGUAAGGAGUCGAAUAGAAACGAUAAAUAAGGUUCUCUCAUAUGUCCCACCUUCCACAUAAUACAUACGUGAAUUAAAGGUUCUUGAUGUUGGAAUGUGGAUUCGGGAAUCGAUUGAUCAUCAACCUUUGUUAAUCGGUCCGGAUGUAGAGAGCAAUACAUUAAACCUCAAACCCAACUUCUUUUAGAUGAUCUAAAACUACAAAUUGAAAACAUUACAUUCCUUGAGGGAAUAUCCUGGUAACACACAAAAACUUAAUGCGAGUAAAAUUCCAUUUUGUUUAAAAUUAUAUAGAAAAAAAUCAAUUUAAUUUUUUAGAUCGUUGUCGUGCAACGGAGCGGAAGUAUAUAGACUAAAAGCGAGCGUUGUAUACGAACCCCUAAUAUUUCAUCGCAUCGAGAACUGAGAGGGAUUCCGUGGCUCACCAUUCGUACUCUGGUCGAACAGGCCCAAAAAACCGCCGGUGCUUCCUGGGGGCUCUGGCGCAUGUCGGUGGUCAUCACGAACGCCAUACCGUCUCCGAAGUAGGUCGCGUUGGGGCGCUUGCGGAUGAGGACGGUGAAGUUGGUGUCGUAGUUCGAUGGCCACAUUAUCGCUGGCCGGUUGUACAGCACCCGGCCGAUCUUAUUGAGCAGCAGGUCAGGGUUCGUGCCGUUACUCUCCUCAGGGACGAGGCAGAGGUAACCGUCGGUCACGCUGCUGUUUUGCAUGCAUCUCAGCAGGUCGCCGGCAUCGCAGCUACUCCGCGGGAACGAAGGGAAGGAUAUCGGCGGAGGCGGCUUAGCUUCACCUGGAGAAAUUAGUAGAAUGGCGGAUACAAAAGCCACGGCUGUCGGCCACAACAACGGCAUGGAGCACAUCAUUUUUAUUGGCUUCCAGUGGGGUGGUAGGCAAGUGUACUCGCCGGUGGAAAUAUUUAGCCUCCUUACUAGUGAUAGCCGCACCAGCCAUCUGAUGAGUGACUCCAGACACAGUCCGAAGGAAAGCAUUGAGUUCUUGUUCUGCUGCUUUAGUCUUCGAGAAGGCGCUCUUGUAUGCCUCUCCCCACCACAAGCGAUGCUUGUGAGGGUGUGAAAACGAGCAUCGCUUUUGCGCCAGUCCUGAAGACUCCACUCCUCACAAGUUGCACCGUUUAGUUGAAAAUCACAGAAUAAAUGCCAUAGGAAGCCGCCAUUUCCCAGUAAUGCGGAGGCCAAUCUUCUAGAAGGAUGGCGCCGAACUCGUGAAUGGCCAAUAAACGAGCAUCACAUCGACUCGAAGAGCCCUCCCGCAGCCGUAGUCUCUCGAGGUAUGGCCGCCCGGACACGCAGGCCAACCCGCCACCCGUCACUGGUGAUAACAGUGAGAGAGAAUCAAAACGGCGCUGUCUGAGAGUACCCACCUUGAUCUCACUUAAAGAGAAGAGGCCAAAGCUGCCGGAAAUCUAGGCAGCGACAUGCUGCUCCAAUAGUUACAAGUCCCCCAUCGCUGGUGGGGAACUUGGAACGGUCGGCUCAGGUUUAUGGAAUAUAGGUGUUGUUUUAGUCACUAAUUGAGUCGGGCUGCUUAGAAGUCGGCGGUCCUUAAACCUGAGCCGUUAAUCUUCUAUAAAUCAAUCACUUGCAUCAAUUUGUUCCCCAGUUUGCCUCUUAUUCACGACUUUAAAAAAAUGAAAUUAUUAAGCUAAUCGAUUCGGCCUAGGUAAUGUGGAGAACACAGUGUGCGGUGCAAUGACUUGUGUCGUCUUUCAUCAGCCGGUCUCAUCUUUUGCCACCGGAGGAAUACAUCACGCCAAAAAGUCUAGGCUGCAUCAAAUUCGGAGACUUAACCGGAUUUACGGGGCCUAUAUAGUCCACAAAUCAUACUUCUGCAAAUUGAUGCCGUCAGGACCUAAUGAAGUAUAUACGCUAGAACGUGAAUUGGUUACGAGAUCCGAUCUUCACCAACAUAAUAUCAGCUCGUUGGCUUUGGACUCGCCCCAAAAUUUCAACCAAUGAGCAUCAUGUAAGUGGAAAAAGUAGAGCGACGGUCAUUGAUGAACAGUUGCCUUGUCUGUCUUCAUCGACGAAGUGCUUCUUGCAUACUGUGUUGCUGAUGAGCGUCCCCUCCUUUUUCUGCAGAAGAAAUGUAAACACCCUUUUUACGUCGUUCGGAGAAUACCUAUACGUCUACGGUCGGAUAAGUUCUCGAUCUUACUUCUGAGAGAGAAUCCUCUUACACACCCUAGAGACGCCAGCUCUCCCCCUCUUAUAUUACGGGGUUAGAUAAACAUUAUUGUGAUAAAAAACAACAAUUCCUUACUGCAAAAUUUUGCUCCGCCCAACCCCCCCCGUUGAGAACCCCGCUGGAUCCCCGUACUCGCCGAAGACUGGACCAACCUUAUGUGCAACAAUCUCCCCGUCGUGAUCUCAAAGAUGCCCAGACCUCAAAAGGUCAGGAGAUCAUGAGUCCCCCACCACAGGAGUGUGGAGACUUGAAAGUAGGCCGCCUUUCCGGGGCCUCAUCUAAAAUAAUCGACGCAUACACAGGGAAAUAUGGACACGGGGAAGAAGUCGCACUCUUUUAUGUUAAUUCCAAGGGAGAUGCCCACUUUGGGAAAUAGUAAUUAUAAAUAUGUGAUAUGCGAAUUUUUCUGAAAAGAUUGAUCAUCCUAAUACGUUACCCAUUCUACUUAAACGGGAUAUCGAUAACAAAGAAAUCAAAUUUGCAGGAGUAAAUAACCGCGUAAAGACGAAUUCUACUUUACAAAAAUUCAAGUUUAUAAAAGAAAGACACCUUCUACUUUACAAAAGUUAAAGUUUACAAAAGAAACACACGGGAACUGUCAUAUCUUCCUUCAGCUGGAACGCAACGGAGAAACGAGAAACUCUAUCAAUGACUCAGAACUUCCUUCACACGACUAGAGAAACACCCAUGUCCAGGAGCCUAUUUUCGAAAACUCUGUCUAAUCUGCGAUACCCACUCACCUAUCACCGAGCAAGGAGAAGACUCGAUUUCGUGCUGUCCGGCGACGCUCCCAUCGGCAUCGUCGUGCUGGUGGACAUGAUACUGACAAUCUCGAAGCUGAAGUCCAUCAUCGAGGGAGAGGGUAUAAUGGUGUCUGGCCGGCUCUCCGGCAUCUCCAUCAGAGGCUCGCUGGGAUUUCCAAGGAUUUGCACCACCUGCCUGCUCCUCGGCCGACUCGCCGGGUUCGGGUGGGAGCACAUGAGCCCCACCAAAAGUGUUCUCCUCACCUCCUCCUCGUCGAACUGACUCUCCAAUCUCGGAUCCACCGCCUGGAGCAGCUUGCCGGAGGUGUACAGUUCCCAGACGUGAUCCAGAAGGUUGUUAUCGUCCAAGCCCAUCAGGGACCUCCGCCCGCAGACCACCUCCAGAACCACGACGCCGUAGCUGAAGACAUCGGACUCGGGGGUGGCCUUGCCGGUGUAGCCGUACUCGGGGGCGAGGUACCCGAUGGUGCCGGCGAGGACGGUGGUGGAGGUGGUCCGGUCUGUUCCCUGGGCUAGGCGGGCCAAGCCGAAGUCGCCGAGGUGGGCCUCGAAGUCGGCAUCGAGGAGGACGUUGUUGGGCUUGACGUCGCGGUGGACGACGGUGCCGCCGCACUCCUCGUGGAGGUAG